Messenger RNA from Meriones unguiculatus (Mongolian gerbil), 1726 nucleotides. Its product is annotated as cytochrome P450 2A1. Lineage: Eukaryota; Metazoa; Chordata; Mammalia; Rodentia; Muridae. The record is from RefSeq and is a predicted model, not a curated record. Gene Ontology annotation, cellular component: intracellular membrane-bounded organelle; cytoplasm. Gene Ontology annotation, molecular function: oxidoreductase activity, acting on paired donors, with incorporation or reduction of molecular oxygen, reduced flavin or flavoprotein as one donor, and incorporation of one atom of oxygen; heme binding; iron ion binding. The coding region runs from base 43 to 1521 and encodes 492 amino acids. Gene Ontology annotation, biological process: xenobiotic metabolic process; coumarin metabolic process. The transcript is spliced from 9 exons.
AUCUCAGCCUUGGCCAUCAGCCUGUCACCCUCACUGGCCACCAUGCUGGUGUUGGGGCUCCUUGUGGUCAUACUGGCCUACCUGAGUGUCACGGUCUUGAUGUCUGUCUGGCAGAAGAAAUCCAGGGAAAAACUCCCUCCAGGACCCACUCCUCUGCCUUUCAUUGGGAACUACCUGCAACUGAAUACAAAAGACAUUUAUAGUUCCAUCACAGAGCUCAGUGAGCGUUAUGGCCCUGUGUUCACCAUCCACCUUGGGCCUCGUCGUGUGGUGGUGCUGUACGGAUACGAGGCCGUCAAAGAGGCUCUGGUGGACCAAGCUGAGGAAUUCAGCGGACGAGGCGAGCAGGCCACCUAUAACACACUCUUCAAAGGCUAUGGGGUGACGUUCAGCAGCGGGGAGCGAGCCAGACAACUCAGGCGCUUCACCCUGGCUACACUGAGAGACUUCGGCGUGGGCAAGCGUGGUGUGGAGGAGCGCAUCCAGGAGGAGGCGGGCUGUUUAAUCCAGAGGCUGCAGGCCACGUGCGGAGCCCCCAUUGACCCCACCUUCUACCUGAGCAAAACUGCCUCCAACAUCAUUAGCUCCAUCAUCUUCGGGGACCGCUUCGACUACGAGGACAAGGAAUUCUUGUCACUGCUGCGGAUGAUGAAUCAGAUGAACAGAUUCGCAGCUUCCCGCACGGGACAGCUCUACGACAUGUUCCAUUCAGUGAUGAGGUACAUGCCAGGACCACAGCAACAGAUCAUCAAGUACACUCAGGAACUGGAAGAGUUCAUGAUAAGGAAAGUGAAGCAGAACCAGAGUACCCUGGACCUCAAUUCCCCACGGAACUUCAUUGACUCCUUUCUCAUCCACAUGCAGGAGGAGAAGAAGGACCUCAGUUCAGAGUUUCACAUGAAGAACCUGGUGAUGACAUCACUAAGCCUGUUCUUUGCCGGGUCUGAGACCGUCAGCUCCACGCUGCGCUAUGGCUUCCUGCUGCUCAUGAAGCACCCGGAUGUGGAGGCCAAGGUCCACGAGGAGAUUGAGCGGGUGAUUGGCAGGAACCGACAGCCCCAGUAUGAGGACCGCCUGAAGAUGCCCUACACCGAGGCUGUGAUCAAUGAGAUCCAGAGAUUUUCUAACUUUGCUCCCUUGGGCAUUCCUCGAAGGAUUACCAAGAACACCACAUUCCGUGGCUUCUUCCUCCCCAAGGGCACUGAAGUGUUCCCUAUACUAGGUUCUCUGAUGACAGACCCAGAGUUCUUCCCUGGUCCCAAAGAUUUCAACCCCCAGCACUUCCUGGAUGACAAGGGGCAGCUGAAGAAGAACGCUGCUUUUUUGCCCUUUUCCACAGGAAAGCGGAUCUGUUUGGGAGAUGGCCUGGCUAAGAUGGAGCUCUUCCUCUUCCUCACCACCAUCUUGCAGAACUUCCAUUUCAAGUUCCCAAAGAGGCUUGAAGACAUCGAUGAAUCUCCCAAACCCUUGGGAUUUACAAGGAUCAUACCAACUUACACCAUGAGCUUCCUCCCCAUCUGAUUCUGGGUUGAAGCAUGGUGGGGCAAGAGGGAGGGGGACACUGGAGUAGAGCCAGAGUGAAGGGAGAAGGGGAAAAACUGCACGUUAAGAAGAGAUCACAUGCAGAGAAGAGGCAGAAAAGACUACUCACUUUGCUAAAAUUGUGACGGUAAUAAAAACAUGCAGUGGACAGUGGUAACAGCAGCUGCCACUCACUGAGCAAGGA